This is a messenger RNA of Manihot esculenta (cassava), 807 nucleotides long. RefSeq names its product auxin-responsive protein SAUR68-like. The coding region runs from base 292 to 738 and encodes 148 amino acids. NCBI's taxonomy places the organism in Eukaryota, Viridiplantae, Streptophyta, Magnoliopsida, Malpighiales, Euphorbiaceae. The transcript has a single exon. The record is from RefSeq and is a predicted model, not a curated record. Gene Ontology annotation, biological process: response to auxin.
AAGGAUAUAUUUGUGAAACAACCAUGUUCCAACUUGAUGAGUUAAUUGUCAAAAAUAAGCAAACAUCCCAGCCUUAUGAACAAUCUUUCACAACCACCUAUCACAUGGCUUUUCUUUCAUGCCCCCUGCAUCGUGGGACGUGGGAUCUCCAUGAAAUGGACUGUCUGACCUUGUAAAUAUAUAAUCAAGUCACUACUUUCCAUUCUACCCAUCAGAACACUAGAAUUCAGAAGUUUGAAUCUAAAGCCUUCUUCCUUCCAUCAAAAGAUUCAAUUCUUAUAGAAAAACAAGAUGAUCAAUGCCAAGAAGCUUCUAAAAUUGGCAAAGAAAUGGCAGAAGAUGGCUGCUAUGAGGCGAAGAAGAAUCACGUUGCCACAAACCUUUGGAAGCAUUGAUUCAAACAGUUGCAGCACAUCAACAGUGGCUGAGAAAGGCCAUUUUGUAGUGUAUUCUGCAGAUGAAAAACGUUUCCUUCUUCCCUUGGAAUAUCUUAACAAUGAAAUGAUCAAAAAGCUAUUCAACAUGGCAGAAGAAGAGUUUGGAUUGCAAACCAAGGGGCCACUCGUACUGCCUUGUGACUCAGACCUUAUGGAAUAUACAAUUGCUUUGAUCAAACGGAAAGCCUCCAGAGAUUUAGAGAGAGCAUUGCUGGUGUCAAUAGGAAGCAGUUACUGCUCAUCAUCUUCACAUUUCCAACAUCAAGCAACAACCCAUCAACUACCAAUUUGCAGCUUCUGAAGGGUCACAAUUAGAUUUGUAAAGAUGCAUAUACAAUUGUUCAUUAAUCUAUUUCUUAAAACUAGAAAA